Mastomys coucha (southern multimammate mouse) is the source of this 1717-nucleotide messenger RNA. It is a transcript of the gene Cnn1, whose product is annotated as calponin 1. The record is from RefSeq and is a predicted model, not a curated record. Gene Ontology annotation, biological process: actomyosin structure organization. Bases 330 to 1223 code for a protein of 297 amino acids. Lineage: Eukaryota; Metazoa; Chordata; Mammalia; Rodentia; Muridae. Gene Ontology annotation, molecular function: actin binding. The transcript is spliced from 7 exons.
GCAUGGGGAAAAAGGUGGAAGAGGGGGCGCUGUAUGAGAACCCCCCCCCAGAAUAAGGCAUUCAGCCCCCUAGGUGGAAACAAUGACACAGUCAGCUCCCAAUACCAAGGCUCUGACAUCAGGAGGUGGGGGUGGCCAGAGUAUGUGUGGGGUGCCACGCCCCUUGGCAAGCCCCCGUGGCCAAUGGGACAGGCUUGGAAGAGCCCGGGGCUGGCUUCUGGAGCUUCAAAAACGUGUGAGGAGGGAAGAGGGUGCAGAAGGAGACUCAGCUGCCCGGUGCGCUUGUCAGUGUUACCGGUACCUCCACUCUGCCAGAGCCCCUGGCCAGCAUGUCUUCUGCACAUUUUAACCGAGGUCCCGCCUACGGCCUGUCUGCUGAAGUAAAGAACAAGUUGGCUCAGAAAUACGACCAUCAGCGCGAGCAGGAGCUGAGGGAGUGGAUUGAGGGGGUGACAGGCCGGCGCAUCGGGAACAACUUCAUGGAUGGCCUCAAAGACGGGAUCAUUCUUUGCGAAUUUAUCAACAAGCUCCAGCCAGGUUCUGUGAAGAAGGUCAAUGAGUCAACCCAGAACUGGCACCAGCUGGAGAACAUAGGUAAUUUCAUCAAAGCCAUUACCAAGUAUGGGGUGAAACCUCACGACAUCUUUGAGGCCAACGACCUGUUUGAAAACACCAACCAUACACAAGUUCAAUCCACUCUCCUGGCUCUGGCCAGCAUGGCCAAGACAAAAGGAAACAAAGUCAAUGUGGGGGUCAAAUAUGCAGAGAAACAAGAGCGGAGAUUUGAGCCUGAGAAGCUGAGAGAAGGCAGGAACAUCAUUGGACUACAGAUGGGCACCAAUAAGUUUGCCAGUCAGCAGGGCAUGACGGCCUAUGGCACCAGGCGUCACCUCUAUGAUCCCAAACUGGGUACAGAUCAGCCCCUGGACCAGGCGACCAUCAGCCUGCAGAUGGGCACCAACAAGGGCGCCAGCCAGGCUGGCAUGACUGCACCAGGCACCAAACGGCAGAUCUUUGAGCCAGGUCUGGGCAUGGAACACUGCGACACACUCAACGUCAGCUUGCAGAUGGGCAGCAACAAGGGGGCCUCCCAGAGGGGCAUGACCGUGUAUGGGCUACCUCGCCAGGUGUACGAUCCCAAGUACUGCCUGACCCCGGAAUACCCAGAGCUGGGUGAGCCCACUCACAAUCACCACCCGCACAACUACUACAACUCUGCCUAGGGCCCCCAAGGGGCUGGCUGCUGCUCUUGGCUGGACCCAGCUGGCCCAGCCAACCCCAUCUCCUGCAUGGCGUCCCCCUGGCACCUGUCUAUAGGGUUACAGUUUGGGGAGAUCAGGCUGAGGGGGGGCAAUGGGAAAAAGGGGGCCCCUCAUCCCUGGAGCUUUCGCAGGCCCAACAUAGAAUUGGGUGUCCCCAACAGUGACCAAAGGAAGCACUGAGUAAAGCUAUUUCAGCUGCCCCCCUUUACUCCCUCACAAGUGAGUACCUCCCAGAACCAGAAACCCUUCAAGCGAAGCCCCCAGAACCCAGGCUUGGCCUGACCCCUGCCCUAUUCCUGCAACGGGAGCAGAAUGCAUGCCUGGAAAUGCAGUGGACACACGCAGUUUGGUUUUGCAGUGACUGGCGUUUGUGGAUGUGACAGCAGCGUUUGUAACUUGAACACUUUCUUUUUCUAUUUCACUGGAGCACAAUAAAUGGCUGUGACAUCAUCAGA